AUGGACCUGCUUGACUUCGCUGACGACUACCAACAAACCCACCCAAAUGCUAACAAGGAUGAGAUCAGAGCGGCAUACCAGGAAUACCUUAAAGAACAACAAGUAGUCAGCAGGACCAGCAGUAAAUCGAAACAAUUCAUAUUUGACGUUGACGGCAGCACAGCCACCAAGGCCGCUUUUUAUGAGCAAACAUAUAUCGACAGACAUGGGGUUCUUCAGACCUUUCUUGAUCACAUAAACGAUUCAUUGAAUAAAUGGGACACAGUAAAAUAUCAUUCACCAUUGGUAGCUCUGGUGCAAGCAUCGACUAUAGGAAAGUCAAAAAUGUUAUGGGCAGCAGCAGAGCGCGUCUAUACGGUUUACGUAUGUCUUCGCAACAAAGGAUCAUCUGGUAUCCCUCCUCGAUCAACUAUUUCAGAUAAACUGUGUACAUUUGUUGACGAUCAGACAGCAUUAUUCACGUAUGUUACGUUCAUUUGUUCGACAAUGAGACAUCUAACGAGCUUUAAAAGUAACAAGACAGAUUGGUUUAAAGCCCAUACCUCGAAUAAUCAGUUGGAAUUUUGGAAAGUUAUUGAAGAGGGAAUGAAGAAUUGCAUGGACGAUAUUCGAAACAUAAUUGGCAACAGAAAAGAUUAUGGUGAAGUGGAAUGGCAUUCCAUCAAGCAGUUAGUCAAGACAUGUUGGGAUUCUUUGAAAGAAACGUUAAACAGUGAUGAACCAGAAAGCGGAAUACAAUUAUUAUUUGUAUUCGAUGAAGCCAAAAUAUUGACUGAAGGAGAAACAAACUCUACCCUACCUACGUACGAAUCAGGAGGCCGUGCAUUUGCUAUCGUCACUGAUACAGCAUCAAAAAUAUCAAACUUUGCUCCAUCAGCUCGUCGUGACCCUUCUUGGCGCGUUCAGAAGAACAGAUUAGCCCUGUAUCCGCCGUUUUAUUAUAUUGCCACAUUGGACACUUUCAUGACACAAGAAACAGAACCAAAGACGUUAAAGCAAGUGGCAUUACCGCAGUACUUCUUUCAUUAUGGGCGGCCUCUUUGGGGUGGAUUACUCAAAGCUACAGAUGCUUACACAAGUAAGCAAGUGUUAAGGCCUGAAAAGAUACUAGAAAUAGCGAAAAGCAAGUUGAUUGGAGGUCUUGACCUUGAAGAUUGGAUUACGAAGAAAUAUAAUGAGAAAAUAACAAUAUCAGAAUCUGUUGCAGUCCUUGGACCACGAUUGUGUAUCGAUGUUGUGCCCCAGACUGAAUUGGCCGCGGAUCUCGUUGCUAGUUAUAUGAGCUUGUGCUACUACAUAUCUGAUACCCGUGAGUCAGUUAUGAUCGAUUAUCCAUCGGAUCCAGUACUAGCAGAAGCAUCAGCUCGUAUAACAAACAAUACUAAUAAAAUCGGGUUAGUACACUAUGUUCACGCACUCAUUGGUGCUCUCCGAGAAGGAUCAGUCGAAGGUGGAUACAGGGGAGAGUUAGUUGCCCGAUUGAUCUUGACAAUGGCGUGGGAUAAAGCCUGUGUUGAGCAUGGUUACACGAAGGAAGCAAAUAUGUUCUCACGUCCAAUGACAUUGCAGCAAUAUUUCCAAGCCCUCUUUUCUUCAACAGUUUGGCAGGCACUUCAAGACAAACUUUCCUCGGAAUUACAAACUGCAAGAAUUAGGUUCACCCAUUUUAUUCGUGUUACAUAUACGCCAUCUCCAAAACAGCUUCUCGAGUUCUUUUGA
Paraglomus occultum is the source of this 1719-nucleotide messenger RNA. NCBI's taxonomy places the organism in Eukaryota, Fungi, Glomeromycota, Glomeromycetes, Paraglomerales, Paraglomeraceae. The record is from the annotation of a GenBank genome assembly.